Molecule: messenger RNA, 960 nt
Organism: Suillus clintonianus
Lineage: Eukaryota; Fungi; Basidiomycota; Agaricomycetes; Boletales; Suillaceae
Product: PIN domain-like protein
Exons: 3
Coding region: 1-960 (319 amino acids)
Biological process (GO): DNA recombination; mismatch repair; DNA double-strand break processing
Cellular component (GO): nucleus
Molecular function (GO): metal ion binding; DNA binding; 5'-3' DNA exonuclease activity
Source: RefSeq, a predicted model, not a curated record
AUGGGAAUAUCUGGGCUUUUACCCUUGCUGAAAUCAAUCCAGGUUCACCGACACCUCUCAGAAUUCGCUGGCCAAACAUUGGCAGUGGAUGCUUACGUCUGGCUUCACCGGGGAGUCUAUGCCUGCGCCACCGAAAUAGCCACUGGAAAAAACUCUACAAAGUAUGUUGACUACGCUAUGCAGCGUGUUCGCUUACUGCGUCAUCACAAAAUACAACCUUACAUUGUGUUUGACGGCGGGCCACUCCCGGCCAAGACGGGCACCGAAACUGAGCGCAAGCAGCGGAGGGAAGAAAACCUUGCAAAAGCAAACGCGCUGGCAUCCCAGGGAAGACACAAGGAAGCUCGGGAAUACUUUGUAAAAUGUAUCGACGUAACCCCUCAGAUGGCGUACCAGCUUAUUAAAGCACUGCGCGCAGAGAAUGUGUCAUACGUAGUCGCGCCAUAUGAAGCUGACGCUCAAUUGGCAUAUUUGGAACGCGUUGGUCUUGUGGAUGGCAUCAUCACCGAAGACUCUGAUUUGCUUGUCUUCGGAUGUCGAAAGGUGCUCUUCAAGCUGGACUCCAUUUCAAGUACUAUUGUCUCAAUCUCGAGGGACGACUUUGGAUCCGUGACUGCUGCCGAAGGGGGCAUAUCACUUCUUGGAUGGUCGGACGCUCAGUUCAGGGCUAUGGCUAUCCUUAGCGGAUGUGAUUAUUUGCCGAGCAUUCCAGGAGUUGGGCUGAAGACUGCAUGGUCCUUGCUACGGAAGUAUAGGAGCGUAGAACAGGUCGUGCGUGCUACAAGGCUUGAAGGGAAGAAAUGUGUGCCGAAAGGGUAUCUAGAGGCAUACAAUCUGGCGGAGAAGGUGUUUUUGCACCAGCGCGUUUAUUGUCCCCUGGAUGAGAGACUGGUCAACUUGACGGGUAUUCCUCCAGGAGUUGAGUGGGGCGAUAAAGAGGAAUCGUAUAUCGGAGGGUAA